AUGUCUUCUCAGAAGACUUUCAGAGUCAAGCGCUUCCUGGCCAAGAAACAAAAGCAAAACCCUCCUGUUCAAUGGAUUCGGAUGGAAACCAGUAACAAAGUCAGGUGCAACUCCGAGAGAAGACACUGGAGGAGAACCAAGCUGAGUCUGUUUUUGGUUUUGUUUUCCCACAGCUGA
This is a messenger RNA of Peromyscus californicus insignis, 177 nucleotides long. Its product is annotated as 60S ribosomal protein L39-like. Gene Ontology annotation, cellular component: cytosolic large ribosomal subunit; ribosome. Gene Ontology annotation, molecular function: structural constituent of ribosome. The transcript has a single exon. The record is from RefSeq and is a predicted model, not a curated record. Lineage: Eukaryota; Metazoa; Chordata; Mammalia; Rodentia; Cricetidae. Bases 1 to 177 code for a protein of 58 amino acids. Gene Ontology annotation, biological process: translation.